AUGGAAAAAGAUAGUGGUCGUUAUCGUUAUGAACCUUAUCCAACAAUAACAAAACAAAAUAAUGGCAAUACAAAUUCAUUAAAACGUGAUAAUAAUCUAACAAAUAAAACAAAAUGUGAAAAUAAACGUUGUUCAUGUUUUGGACGUAAAAAAUCACGCCGACGUGCAUUUAUUACCGGUUUAUGUACAAAUUUAGGUAUUUGUUCGCUAUUAUUCGGUUACACUUUAAUUGGUUCAUUUAUAUUUCUUGCAAUUGAAGGUGGUUAUAAUACAUCAUUACAGCAGCAUAAUCAACGAACAUUAGCUGCCACUUCAUUAAAUGUACCUACAACAACAAAGCAACAAUCGUCACAACAACAACAGCAACCAACUUUUAAUAAUAGUUUAACGUUACAACAAUUAAAUAAUGAAGCACGUGAAAAAACAGUUGAGAAUAUUUGGGAUAUAACAGUGAAUUUAAAUAUUUUGUAUCGUGAUAAUUGGACACGAUUAGCUGCACAAGAGAUAACACGAUUUCAGGAUCAAUUAAUUAAACGAAUCACUGAUGAAAUGCAUCAUCAAUAUUUAACGUCGUCAACAACACAAGAAGUACGCGCAUUAAAUCAUAAUUCAUCGUUGAAUGGACGAUCGGAAUAUGAAUGGACAUUUGCGAAAGCGUUUUUAUAUUCGUUGACUGUUUUAACGACAAUUGGUUAUGGUAGCAUCGCACCUCGUACAACAUUAGGAAAAGUUGUUACAAUGGUAUACGCCAUAUUGGGUAUUCCUUUAACAUUAAUUUACCUCUCAAGUGUUGGUACUCUUCUAUCCAGUGUUGCUCGUGGUGUGUUCUCACGUGCAUUAUGUUGUUGCCUCUGUUCGAACUGUGGUUAUUGCUGUUAUGAUGAAAAACGUAUGGCAGAAAAAGAACGCCGCAUGAAAAAGAAACGUCAACAAUUGGAGCUCCAACAACAGUUGGCGUUACAGGAACCUUUUUAUGUGCGAUCGAAUUCCGCUUAUAACACGAGUAGUACAACUACACAUAAUAACUUACAUUCCCCAGUACGGGAUAAUUUAAAAGAAUCCGAUUCACUGAGUUGUAUGGACAGUGAAUCCAAAACUUCCAUGCAUGGCCUAAGUAUAUUGGCACCGAUCCUACUAUGCUUAUGCAUGAUGAUGGGGUAUAUUUGUUUAGGUGCCAUUGCUUUAUACAAAUUAGAAAAUUGGAAUUUAUUAGAUGGCAUUUACUUUUGUUUUAUGAGUUUAACAACAAUCGGUUUUGGUGAUUUGGUGCCUGGCUCCGAACCAUUUCGUAAAAAUGAAUCAAAUAGUACAAUAUGGUUUUGUUCUUUUUAUAUAAUGUCUGGUAUGGCAUUAACUGCCAUGUGCUUUAAUGUACUACAUGAAGAGAUUGUGCAUCGUUUACGGCAUCAAGAAACAAAAUCAUUACCAAAACUUAAUUCAUUCUCACAAUUUAAUGAUGAACAUGGCAGUAACACUGACCCGUUUAAUUUAACAUCAUGACAGUUUCAUAAUACGACACAUAAUACAAGUAAAAAUACAAAUUUAUAUCAUAGAAAUAUGACGGAAGAAACGCUGUUAAGUACACCGACUUCGUUAGAUUUGAAUAGUGCAGCAACUAUGGUGGUACCGCCAAUUGUUGUGCCACAAUCAUUUGGCGCACAUGAGAUGGUGCCGGUUAAUGUGAAUACUGGGAAAAUACCAGAAGUAUUAGAAGGUGCUGUUAUGACUGGUGUUUAUACGUUACCCGAAGAACC
Messenger RNA from Chrysoperla carnea, 1754 nucleotides. Its product is annotated as TWiK family of potassium channels protein 7. Lineage: Eukaryota; Metazoa; Arthropoda; Insecta; Neuroptera; Chrysopidae. The record is from RefSeq and is a predicted model, not a curated record. The transcript is spliced from 2 exons. Gene Ontology annotation, molecular function: potassium ion leak channel activity. The coding region runs from base 1 to 1500 and encodes 499 amino acids. Gene Ontology annotation, cellular component: membrane. Gene Ontology annotation, biological process: potassium ion transmembrane transport; stabilization of membrane potential.